Molecule: messenger RNA, 478 nt
Organism: Loa loa (African eye worm)
Lineage: Eukaryota; Metazoa; Nematoda; Chromadorea; Rhabditida; Onchocercidae
Exons: 2
Coding region: 1-408 (135 amino acids)
Source: RefSeq, a predicted model, not a curated record
AUGAAGGAGAAAAAAAAUCAAUUGAAAGAACAGGUGUAUAGAGCUAAAUUACGAAUUCGAUUGGGUAAUGAACGGAAGAAAUUCUUCAGAAAUUCACUUCCCAUUCUUGAUUAUAUAUUCAUGAUGAUUGAUGGACUUACGCUUGAUGGUGAACCACCAUAUGAACAAAUUCAGUAUAUGUUUGAAAAAUUAAUGCUUGAAAUGAAUGUAAAAUGGGAUGAUAUCUAUGAUUGGGAAGAGACUGGUGUGAAAUCCAAGCAAACGACAUCCAUGGAUGGAAUUACAUCAACAUCAGCUGCCAAUGCCACUUAUUCCAGGUGUCCACCAACACAACUUCAGAUCGCAACGAAAACACCAACAGCAUCCACGGAAUCAUCAUCACCAUUGGCGAAUGUUCAGAUCGAAUAAAUCACGCAAAAUUCUAUUCAUUCAUGUGAAUUGAUGAAUAUUUAACAAUAAUAUUCACAUUUUUAUCAAC